AUGAAUGGACCUCCAGUGCAGUCACCAGCAUAUGAAAAGAAGGUUAGAAGGCCACCAAAAUCCAGGAGGAAGCAACCUACUGAAGUGCAAGGAAGGGCUGGGCCAAAGCUGUCAAAGCAUGGGGUAAUUAUUACUUGUAGUUGGUGCAAAGGUGAGAACCACAACAGUGCUGGUUGCGCCCUUAAGAAGUUAGGGAUUAGGCCAUCAGUCCAUAGGAACACAGCACCAACACACAAUGAAGAGACUCCUAUUCAUGUAGACAACCAAUCUAAUGAAGAGGCAACUAUCUCCCAGGCAUCAAGCACUGUGGAUGCAGGAAGGCAUCAUGGACCACUUCCAGACAGUGCUUUCAUUGAAGAUAACCAACCUAUUGCCAGGCCAGCGCCACUUACUACAGCAACAAAGCAGGGCAAGGCAGCAGGGCAAGGCGGCAGGAAAGGCAACAGCAACAAAGAAGUUAACGGGGAAGAGGAAGGCAACCUGAAGUGA
Molecule: messenger RNA, 489 nt
Organism: Miscanthus lutarioriparius
Lineage: Eukaryota; Viridiplantae; Streptophyta; Magnoliopsida; Poales; Poaceae
Source: the annotation of a GenBank genome assembly